AUGUUCUGCUUCACCCAGUGUUACACAUUUCGGGACUACAAGACUUGUGUGGGGGGGUGGCGCGGGGUGGGCGCCGAUCUUUGGAAACAAAAGGUUUCGGCUCGGGGCCGAGAGACCCAACCUCACCGUGGAGUUCGGUCCCAAAGCGCCCCGGUGCCCUGCUCAGGAAGCCCAGGCCGCCGCCCCUACCUCCCUCAUCUCCGCCUUCCCCUGGGACACCCGAUGCCCAAUCCAGCAAAGAAAGAAGUGUCAGGCCCCAAGAGGGCGGCUGAUACGCGCUCGGGCCGGGACCGCGACACCUGCGAGGCGCGGCACCUGAGGGCGAAGAGGGGGCCGCCCGGCCUGCCUCGAGCACACCCCCUCGGGCGCCGGGUGCUAUGCCGCGGCCGGAACCUCCGUACCUGCGAGGCCCGCGAGCUACAGGCGCGCGCGGCGCCUCCUCAUCUCAGUGGCUCCCGCUCCCCCUCCGCCUCCCGCUGCCGCCGUCACCGCCGCCGCCGCUGGAGGCCAGGACACGACGAGCUCAGGGCUCCACCGCCAUGUCCGCCGCGCCGCGAACUGCAUUGGGAGAGCGGCGGGAGGACCCCUUAUUUGCCUGCGGAGGCCGGGGUCGCGGGCACUGCCGCCCUUAGGUCUGGUUCCUGGGUUGUGGACUUCCCCGCGGAGGCCCCCAAGCGUGAAGAGGGCCCGAAAGCCAACCCCCAGGGGUCGGAAACCCCGGCCUUGGACGUGCACCUCCGGCCUGUGUACUGA
Molecule: messenger RNA, 753 nt
Organism: Rangifer tarandus platyrhynchus (Svalbard reindeer)
Lineage: Eukaryota; Metazoa; Chordata; Mammalia; Artiodactyla; Cervidae
Source: the annotation of a GenBank genome assembly